Messenger RNA from Paramecium primaurelia, 1060 nucleotides. Lineage: Eukaryota; Ciliophora; Oligohymenophorea; Peniculida; Parameciidae. The record is from the annotation of a GenBank genome assembly.
AUGUUAGCUGAUACUUUAAAAUUUUAAGUUUUAACAAGAAUUUUGUUCUUAUAUAUCAAAUUAUUAUAAAUAGUUCCAAUAAUGUAUGUUCAAACUUCUUCAUAUCAGAUACUUUUGAUGAUUGGAUAAGGAUCAGCACAUUUAGUGGAUAAAGCAAAAAAUAAUCUCGCUUAAAAAGUAUUUGCACAAAAAAUGGAAAAAUACAAAUUUAAGGUCUAAUUGAAAGCAAGAUUAAAAUCCUAAAAGAGUUAAAUAAGAUAGAAGGAAUUCCACAUUUAAUAGAACAUGGAAAGGCUGCAUACAAUAAGUAUGAGUAAUUUAAUCAAUUUAGAGGAUUUCUUAUAAUGCCAUAACUAAAUUGUAUCUUACAGAUUUAGUUAAACCUUAAGAUUUUUCUUUAUCUUGUACAUUGACUAUCGAAUUAAGUAUCAUUAAAAAUUAGAAUAAGCACAUCAAAAAAUCUUACCUCUUAAUGUUAAACCAGAUAAUAUUAUGGUUACAAAAAUAUUAGUAAAAUAUUCAAAAGAAUAAUUACUAAAACCUUCUAACUUAUUGUUUUUAGCUUAUCUCAAACUAUAGAUAAUUCAAAAUUUUACAAAAUGUAUUAGUUGGAUCUUAUAAUUUUGCAAGCAGAGCAUCAUAUUAAGGAGAAUACUUAGGUUAUGAGGAUGAUGUAAAAAGCAUAUUUUAUGUUUUAGUCUACAAGGAAAAAUGGUAUUUAUGAUUAAUAACUUAAGGCAAAUUACCAUUGAGUUAAAAAGCUUCCAUGAAAUCUAAGGAUUUGGAUAUCCGAUAAAUUGGAGACAUGAUGACUUCCCUCUUUAACACGACCCAAAAAUUUCUUUUAGAAUUUUCGAAAUUAAUGUUGUAAAUUGAUGAUCUAAAACAUGUGAAAUGCCAGAACACUUGUAAAUUAAGGAUUAUUUAUUAAAAUGUUAAAAAACCCAAUGAUGGACUGAUUUUUGAUUUAUUCUCCUAACUAAUCUUAUAACCAACUGGAAAACUUGGAAACUAUUCAUAUUCUAGUUGUAAAACUAUAUUUUAAUAACGAUUUUAUUGA